Messenger RNA from Alternaria postmessia, 2223 nucleotides. RefSeq lists its product as uncharacterized. The coding region runs from base 1 to 2223 and encodes 740 amino acids. The transcript has a single exon. NCBI's taxonomy places the organism in Eukaryota, Fungi, Ascomycota, Dothideomycetes, Pleosporales, Pleosporaceae. The record is from RefSeq and is a predicted model, not a curated record.
AUGGCCUGGAUUCCCCCGAACGCGCCGCCGAACCUGCUGGCCCGUGUUUCCGCUGAGCAGUGGAACGCAUGGGCUGACGGAGCUCCCUUGGACAUUGCCUCGCAGCGGCAAUCCCAACAGCAGACCACGUAUGCAUUCCGCCUCAACGCCAACUUCACUAGUACGUCCGAAUCGAUCCAAUACAAGAAGGGAAUGCAAGGCCAAUUCCUAGGUCUGACGGAAAAGGGAAUGGCCAAGAUUUUCAUACGCGGCGUCACUGAGGGAGACGGCUUCAAGAACCGCCAUGUUCCCCUCAAAUACAUUGAUAAGGGCCCUCUGUGGCAAGCUGAUGUCAGCAACUGGCUUUUAGAUGUCAAACUGCCAGGUCAUGCAGUAUUCGACAAGCGACACUGGACUACUUCAUUAAUGACUGACACGACUGUACUCGGCAAAACUGUCACUCUCCUCAUAUCAGCUUUUCUUCACUCGCCCCCGCCCGGAGAUGCCGAAAAGAUUACAGACUAUAUCCGCAGAUCCAGCUUCUCGGAUCUCAGCAUGCUUAUAAUCAAGGGUAUCAAAGAUGCUGGUCUCUACAACGUUCUAUCAGACGCGGACAAAGAAUUCACAUUCGUGGAUCUGAUUACAACCGCUCGGAUUAGGGUUCGAGAUCGGCAUUCUUCGGAUCGGGCUGGGGUCUAUGCGAGGUUUCACAAGUCUUCCGAAAGUGUCGAACACUGGAAGCCAAACUCACGCUAUGCUUACGUUGGCAAGUCAAACGAUCUUGGCUCGCACUUUGAGUCACAUCUCCAUUCAUCUUCAAAGUACGGUGAUCUGACCCGCAAUUCUGAGUCGCUAGACAUGAUCGCACUCUGUGUCCUUUCCGCGACAGCCGACCCUGGACUGUUCUAUCUUACCGAGCAGCUAUUUGUCUGUCUUUUGCAGACCUACAAGCCAGAAUUGACAAGCCCGACUAUUACGGAUUCAAGUUUGCUAGUAUUUAGCAAACUUGCGAACUACUACACGAAUAUCUCGGAUGAAGUAUUCCGCAUGACUGGAUGGCAUGGUUUCAUCGGCCGUGGACUCGCUUCGAGUGGCAUUGAGUACGGGGCGAACUGCAGCUCGCCAUUACACGAAUACGGAGUGCUUGAACAUAAACACCUCCUCAUUCGGACCGACGACAACAUCAGAGACAACAAGACUGGUUCGUUCAUACCUAUGGCCAUAUAUCGAUGUGCCGAACAGGUCUCAAUCCCAGCCGACUCGAAACGAGUCAACGUGUUCAGGUACUGUGCCUACAAGAAUGGUGAGCGUGAAGAGGUUAUCAGUUUCCGCGCUAGGUAUGGCAAGAAGGGGGAUGUUCACCUCCCUCCUCCUGGGUCUCAUUUCAACUUCGUUAUCGAGGUCCGAAAGGAUGGAACGACACACCCACAUGCCUGGGCACGACUUGCAGCCAUUGGUCCAUUCAAGAACUGGGACCAGGCAAACUCAUUCGCAGUCCGUAUCGAAUGGGAGUUUCCAGUAUCCUCUGGGAAGUGGCAAUUUGCGUAUGUUCAAUCCAACAUCAACAAGGAGCGAAUCGACCCCCAAGUACCAGGAUCACUCAAAAACUAUGCUAAAGCCAUAGCAUUCCUCCAGUGGUUAACCAAUGCUCGACCAAACCACGAUCAUGCUUGGAUUCCCAAGACUUCAGGAGCAGCACUUGUCCUACAGACCGAGUACGACUUCAUGAGCCAGACCAUUCGGUUUCAGGACGCCAAGAAUGAUAUUGUCAUGCUGCCUGGCGGUAGAAGAUCCAAUGACGAUAUCAUCGCUCAAAUGUCUCGACCAGAAUAUGGGCUCACUCGAGUAGCCGGUAAAAAUCGUGGCUCCUCUUGUGAUACCUGUAGGCUUCUCUCGUUCUCGACCAAGGCCAAAACCUUUCCAGACAGGGAAUGCGUCCCUGUAAAGCUCUUUGCCGACCUGUGUACGAACUGUGCAGUGCUUGGUCUCCCAUGCUGUACAUUCACCGAUGGCGUCUACGACAAGCAUGUACCACACACGCCCGACACUAGACUUGCAACAGACAAGGCGGCAGCGGCUUUAGUGGGCAUGCCUCUGGCCGAUAUCCCCCAGGAGUCGCAAUCCUUUGCUCAGCAGUUGAGGACCAUCGGGACUGGCAAUCAAAACGAUGAUGACGACAGCGACUGCGGAGACGACGACCUUGGCGGGAGCGACGACUCUGGCGAGAGUGACGACGACUUUUGA